UUUGUAUUAGGCUCCUGUCUCUUUUUCUCUCUCUCUAACACACACACACACACAGCUUCCAUUGAUUCUUCUACUUCUUCGAACUCAAAGAAAUCUCAAACAUCGUUCUUCUCCUCUCUAACAAAAAAAUGUUCACAGAAGGAUUAGAUGAAACCGCACUCCAAUGGAUCAACAAGCAGGUAUCACAACAACAAGUACAAGUUGAAGAAUGCACCACACGCUCUCCUCUAACUGAUAAAAAAUCACCACUCCCCAGAUCACCACUUUUCGCUUCCAAUAAUAACCUCACUCCUAAAUCUCCUUCUUUACCUCCUUUGAAAUUCAACUCUUCUUUGCUUCCUCGUAUUAACCUCGCAUUCGGAUUCAAUCAUAAUGAUAGUGUCAGUGAUGAUGAUGAUGAUGAUGAUGAUGAUGAGAGUGUUGAUUCAUUAUCCUGUCCUGCUGCUGAAACCGAUGAUGAAAACGAAGAAGAUCAAAGAAUACUUGACAAUUUGGAUACUCCAAUUGCACAGUGUUACGAUGAGGAACAAUUAUUUGGAUUUGGUAAUGGAACAAAAUAUAAAACCCUCAAACCUAGUGGAAUUUUGAGGAAGGGUUUGGUAAAUGAGACUUUAAUAAUUCAAGUUCCGAAUAGUGUUAAUGCUAGGAGAUUUACAGAUGGAGAAUUAGGUUUUAACAAAUGUGUUCAGAAGAAAAUGACUCCAUGUGGAAGUGAAAUUGGUACUGCUGGAAGAGGGGUUCGGUUUCAAAAUACGAGUAAUUUGAAUGAUUCUGUUGAUUUGGCUACUCCAAGUGCUCCUCCAAUCUUUAUUGAUGGUGAAGGAGGAGAAGGUGAUGUUCAUUAUUCAGAAGGAUCGGUGGCGAAUGAAGUCGAUGAAAUGACUCAGCAGGAUAGGAGAUCUUGGCAAUCUAGAGAUUCUGUGAAUUGUGAUGAUGGCGGAGGAAGAAGUGAGUGUUCAAUUGAACAAAAGCCUAAUACUGUUGCUGAAAGUCAGGAAACAACUUCUACCCAGGGCAUGGAAAGGCAGGCUCCUCCUCCACACUUACAAUAUCUCAACAACAGCAGUUGCAGUAGUCAAGAUGCCUGGCAAACCCUUAUCACUUAUGACGCCUGCAUUCGUUUAUGCCUGCAAGCAUGGGCAAGAGGCUGUACUGAGGCCCCGGAGUUUCUAAAGGAUGAGUGUCUGGCUCUUCGAAGUGCCUUUGGGUUACAUGAGUUCUUGUUGCAACCUCGAGGUAUAAAGCCAACUGAAGGAAGUACAAGGAAUUCAGAACAAACAGUGCCUCUCAAGACGAAGAAGGUUGUGGGGAAAAUAAGAGUGGAAGUGAAGAAACUUCGUAUUAUACAAAGAAGAAAACUGAAGGGCACAUUUUCAAACCGAGGAUCAAUGUAUAAGCAAGCUGGGAUGGAGUACGUCAGGCACGUUUCAUCCAUUGUGAAAAGUGGUAUAAAUUCUAUAAAGUCAGCGUCGUUCUCAGUGACAGAAGAAGAGCCACUGUAUUGUUUGAUCCAACUCAAGAGUGCAACAGAAGAAAAUGAAUCAGAGUCAUGUUCUGCAAUUUUUCUUCGCCCUGGAAGUGGAGAUUAUCAUGAUUUUUUCCCAUUGAGCCAAGGGGAUGCUUUACUUGUAGAAGUCCAAGAUUCUAAGAAGGGAGUCCAUGGUGAAGCCAGGAUUCCAAUUUCAUACCUUAAUGAUAAUCCUAAUGACAGAAUUCGGUGGUGGGAAAUAAAUCAUGAUGAUAAUGAAUGUGUUGGCAAGAUCCAGCUCUCAAUUGGAAGUACAAUGACAAGUGGUGACAACAAUCAUAUAAAGAGUGCUCCUGUUGUGGAAACUCAAGCUUAUGAUGUAUUGUUGGAGGGUGCGAUGCGUUCACAGUGUUUUCACUCCCGAAACUUGCGGCUAAAUGGGCCAUGGAAAUGGUUGUUGGAUGCAUUUGCUGACUACUAUGGAGUUUCCGAUUCAUAUGCUAAAUUGAGAUAUCUAUUACAGGUCAUGAAUGUAGCAACUCCAACAAAGGACUGCCUGGAGCUUGUGAAAGAGUUGCUUGAUCCCCUAAUGAAGGCCAGAAGUGAGAGAAGUCUGACUAGGCAAGAGAGAAGUAUACUUUUGGAUUGUGAAACACAAAUUGAAAGACUACUAGCGACUGUUUUUGAGAAUUACAAAUCCCUUGAUGAAAACUCGCCAACAGGUCUAACCGAUCAUUUUGGUCUAGCAUCUCAUUCAGCAGCACCAGCUUUACAUCCUGCUCUACAGGUCUACAGUAUUCUUCAUGAUAUUCUAUCUUCAGAUGCCCAAACUAUUCUACAGAACUAUCUGCAGACUGCAGCAAGAAAAAGGUGUAGAAAACACAUGAUGGAGACUGAUGAAUUUGUGUCGGGUGCCUCUGAAAGUUACCAAAUGGACAGCAUUACCAUCGCAACGGCAUACCUGAAGAUAAAAAACCUUUGUAUUUCCAUAAGAAAUGAAAUUCAGGCAGACAUAAAGAUCAACAACCAUAAUACAAUCCAUGGUCAGCAUAUUUUUCCCAGUUCAAUUGACCUGGCAAACAUCACAGCAGCCAUUUAUAGCACAGAGCUGUGUAAAAGGCUGAGAACUUUCCUUUCUGCAUGGCCACCAUCAAGUCCACAGCCACAUGUGAAUGAGCUUCUAGUGGCAACUGCAGACUUUGAACGCGAUCUCGAGUCAUGGAAUAUAAGUUCUGUGCAGGGAGGUGUAGACUCCAGAAAUUUGUUUCACAAUUACAUCAUGGUUUGGAUUCAGGAUAUGCAACUUAUUUUGUUUGAUCUUUGUAAAGCAGAAAAGGUUCCAUGGGCUGGAGUCACCACAAACCAUUCCACUUCACCAUUUGCUGAGAAAAUGUAUGAGAACAUUAAAGACAACUUGAUCCAGUAUGAAGUGGUAAUCAAUAGAUGGCCUCAAUACUCCUUGUAUUUGGAAAAUGCUGUGGCAAAUAUUGAAAGGGCAAUUGUGAAAUCGCUUGAAAAACAAUACAGUGAGAUCUUAACUCCUUUGAAAGAUAGCAUACCAAAGAGACUUCACUUGCAAGUUCAAAAGCUAGCAAGAAGACAAUCAGCUACAGUUCAGUUGGUUCCUAACCAAUUGGGAAUAUUCUUGAACACCAUCAAGAGGAUACUUGAUGUCCUGCAUUGUAGAGUGGAAGACAUCCUAAAUUCAUGGGCAUCCUGUCUACCUGUCAUGGGAGAUAAGAAGUUGUUUGGAGAGCAAAUGAAUGGAAUCACCGUGUUACUGAGAACCAGAUACAAAACUUAUUUGCAAGCAAUAAUAGGGAAUCUUGUCAACAAUAUUCAAGGUAAUAAGAGCACACGGCUGAAAAAGAUGCUUGAGGAAACAAGAGAAGCAGAUGGAGAAGCAGAAGUUCGUGAAAGAAUGCAGUUGUUGAAUUCACAACUCGCUGACUUCAUUUCCAACCUUCAUGAGGUCUUUACCAGCCAAAUAUUCAUAGCAAUAUGUCGUGGAUUGUGGGACAGAAUGGGACAGAUUGUUUUGAAAUUUCUAGAAGGGAGGAAAGAAAAUAGAAUAUGGUACAAUGGAUCUUGCUAUGCUCUUGGGAUAUUGGAUGACACAUUUGCUUCUCAGAUGCAAAGAUUAAGAGGAAAUGCAUUGCAAGAGAAAGAUAUUGAGCCUCCUCGCUCAGUGAUUGAAGCUCGAUCUAUUCUUUGCAAAGACACAACAAAUGCAGCUGAUCCAUCUACUUACUUCUAUAUAUAGUGUAUAUAUACACUCAUUCAUUCUACAUUGCUUGUUACCUAAUUUUUUACAAAAUAAAAUUUCAUUUUUUAUUUGCAUAUAAAUGUAAUACUAUUUUUUGUGUGAAAAAGUGUUCUCACUUGUAAAGGGAAAAUUAGGGCCGCAAAAGGCUACCCCCAUGGCAUCUGCCAACAAGAAAGAGAUUCUACUAUUACUCUUAGCUCCCAUCAAAUUUCCUUCACGAAGAGUAUGACAAAGAGUCACAUUCCAAUCUCUCACCAACAAUCUCCAUAAGAGUGAUACCCUCUCACUUUUGUAAAGGAAUUUUUGAUAGACUUGAUUGUAUUUUUUUAUUUAUUAUUAAAAAUGUGUAUUGAAUAAA
Molecule: messenger RNA, 4092 nt
Organism: Medicago truncatula (barrel medic)
Lineage: Eukaryota; Viridiplantae; Streptophyta; Magnoliopsida; Fabales; Fabaceae
Exons: 21
Coding region: 129-3731 (1200 amino acids)
Source: RefSeq, a predicted model, not a curated record